Rubroshorea leprosula is the source of this 2410-nucleotide messenger RNA. NCBI's taxonomy places the organism in Eukaryota, Viridiplantae, Streptophyta, Magnoliopsida, Malvales, Dipterocarpaceae. The record is from the annotation of a GenBank genome assembly.
GUUGAUUUGUGCUACCAUCUGCCAAAUCUUGAGGGGCUUUAUUUGGGUAAGAAUCAAUUAAAUGGCUCAAUUCCCUCAAGUAUAGGUAGAUGCAAGAAGCUUCAGGAGUUGACUCUAAGCACUAAUAGAUUCAUCGGAUGCAUCCCAAGAAGCAUUGGGAACUUGUCCAAACUUACUGGAAUAUAUCUCGGUCACAACGACUUUGAAUGUGAAAUACCAAAGGAGGUUGGCAACUUACCCUUGGUGACUUUAUCUAUGGGAUUCAACUUCUUGACUGGUUUCAUUCCUCCGAUGAUCUUCAACAUCUCAACCUUGGAAUGUAUUUACUUAGGGGGGAAUAAUCUUUCAGGCCAUCUUCCUUCGACCAUUGGACUUGGGCUUCCAAAGCUUACUGAGCUAGAGUUGUUUGACAAUAAACUCAACGGCAUUUUCCCAAGUUCUAUCACAAAUUCUUCCUUACUUGCCAUUCUAGACCUAAGCAAUAACUUGUUCUUUGGCCCUUUCCCCAAUUCACUUGGCCAUCUAACAUCCCUCCAAUGGCUUGACCUGAGUCAAAACAUGUUCUCUGAAUUCUCCACUCCAAAAAGAAGCUUUCUCUUCUCUUUGAUAAAUUGCAAAUAUUUGACAUUUCUAGAUGUAUCAUUUAGUUCAUUGAAUGGCAUCCUUCCGGCUUCAAUUGGGAAUCUAUCUAAAUCUCUUCAAUAUUUGUAUGCAUCGAAUUGCAAAAUUCAAGGAAACAUUCCUGUGGAAAUUGGCAACUUGAGCAACUUGAUAAGUUUGGAACUUAUUGGGAAUGAUUUGAUUGGGCCAAUUCCAGCAACAAUAGGAAGAUUGCAACAGCUCCAAGAUUUUGGAAACCUGAAGGUCUUGAUCAGCAUGGAUUUAUCUAGAAAUCAACUCUCAGGCAAUUUGCCUAACAACCUUGGGGAUCUAAAAGCUUUGACUCAUCUUUUCUUAAGAGAAAAUGCAUUAGAAGGUCACAUUCCUCAGUCAUUUGGAGGCUUGGUCAGCUUGGAAUCGUUGGAUCUCUCUAACAACAUUCUCUCAGGAGUGAUUCCUAAGUCUUUGGAAAGACUUUUUCAUCUCAAAUUUUUCAAUGUAUCUUUCAAUAAACUCAAAGGAGAAAUCCCAAGUGGAGGAUCAUUCAAAAAUUUCUCUGCUCAAUCAUUUAUGGGAAACACUGCUCUCUGUGGUUUGCCAAGAUUUCAAGUACCUCCGUGUAAGUCCCGUAAGAAAUCCAUCCAGGUGCAAAUUAAAUUAGUGUCAUCACUUGUAGCAGCUACCGUAUUGAUACUUUUCCUUGUCAUCCUCAUCUUCAAACGGCUACGAAAAUCAAAAGCAAAAUCCAUAGAUGAAGAAAUUUUGCUAAGUUUAGCAAAAUGGAAGAGAAUUUCAUACCAUGAGCUUCAACAUGCAACUGACAAAUUCAAUGAAAGAAACUUACUUGGCAGAGGGAGUUUUGGGUCAGUAUACUAUGGGACACUUCCAGGUGGAAUGAACGUUGCAAUAAAGGUCUUCAAUUUGCAAGUUGAGGGUGUACUCGAGAGUUUUGACACAGAAUGUGAAGUAUUGCGCAGUUUUCGUCAUCGAAAUCUAGUGAAAAUCAUUAGCAGCUGUUGUAAUGAAGACUUCAAAGCUUUAGUGCUUGAGUUCAUGCCUAAUGGAACCUUGGAGAAGUGGUUACAUUUUGAUAGAUGUUGUCUAAAUGUCUUGCAGAGAUUGGAUAUAAUGAUUGAUGUGGCUUCUGCUCUAGAAUAUCUCCACCAUGGAAAUUCAAUUCCAAUCGUCCAUUGUGAUUUGAAACCUAGCAAUGUGUUGCUUGAUGAAGAUAUGGUUGCACAUGUGGGGGAUUUUGGUCUUACCAAGAUUUUGGGAGAAGGGGAAUCUAUGAUGCAGACAAUGCAAAUUGCCACUAUAGGCUAUAUGGCACCAGAGUAUGGAUCAUUGGGAAUGGUUUCUACAAAAGGGGACGUUUACAGCUAUGGCAUCUUAGUCAUGGAGACAUUCACGAGACGAAAACCCACAGACAAAAUGUUUACUGGAGAGAAGAGCUUGAAGGCAUGGGUGAAUGAAUCGUUAUCUCGUUCAGGAACUGAAGUUGUGGAUGACAAUUUGAUGGAGGAGGAGGAGCAUUUCAUUGCGAAAGCAAAUUGUGUAUCAUCUGUUCUGGAAGUAGCUUUGAAUUGUUGUACAGAAGCACCCAAAGAAAGGAGAGAUAUGAUGGAUGUCGCAGUGAUGCUUAAAAAGAUCAAACAUCAAUAUCUUAAGGAUAUUGGAAAUUGAGAUAAUCAUGCAAAUUAAAUAACUAGAAUUAGAGACUACUUUAGUGUUGAAAUUGAGGUUUUGGACAAAAAAUAACGAUGGUUUCUCUACUUGUAUAAAUUUUAUAAAAUAAAUUACUAAUUUUAUG